CCAUAACUACUAAUGUGUGAUUAUUAAGUCUUGGCGUAAAAACUAUCAAAACACGCUAGCGCUUUCCAAAUGGGUGUGACGUAAGUACCUGCUGACGAAAUACACAUUUCAUUUGGAGGAAAAGCUGGGUCGAAUUUUCUACGCGCGUAAGACCUUACUUAAAACUCAAUCGUAAACAAGCCAACGUGCGGAAAUCUACCUUGGUUUUACAAAAAAUUGUAACUGAGACCAUGCAGGAAUCAAAACAAUGACGAUCAUAAAUACUUGUUGCUGUUGUAAUCUACGAAUUGGCGCUUUUGCCUGUGGAAUCUAUACUGCUAUCUUAUCCUUGGUUACUAGUGGUCUGUCAGGAUACAAUUUGUACCAUAUACAGUUCUUUGACCUUACUCGAGUUGAAGAUGAAACUGAGAAGCAAAUGUGGGAAGGUAUUGAGGCUUGGUGUUAUGCCACAUUAGCAUUGUGUUCCCUAACGUUUUUGGCUUCCUUACUUCAUAUUGUUGGAGUGCAUAAGGAUCAGAGAUUUUUAUUCCUUCCAUGGAUGUGUAUGAUGGUCCUUGUUAUACUGGUGGAUGCCAUCUCAGUUGUUUAUGGUAUCUUUACCUAUGAUAAUGUUGAAGUUACGUUCUCCAUUAUCCAUUCUAUCCUGUGGCUCAUAUUUACCCUGAUCAGUAUGUACUGUCUGUUGUGUGUAAUCUCCCAGUACCAGGAGUUGGCAGCAGGAAGAGGAACUGCAGCAGAUUACAGGCAUCCAGCUGUCAUCUAUGAGUCCUCUAUCAAUGAGGUGAUGAUUGCUCCAGGCCCAGUUAUUAUUUAUCCACAUCACGGGGCAUACAGUGCAGUUCCCACUCAGCCUGGAGAGGAACCACCCCACUACCAAGAUGAGGAUGAAGAAAAGGAAGGGACAUCAUCAGCAGAAGCCUUGUUGAAUGAUGACAACUUCCCUUCAUCACAAGAACAUCUGGUGGCACAAUCAAAAAAGAAGUCAAGGAGAUAAAUGACCUUAUCUACUGUGAGAUUUUGUAUGCUCUUUUAGCAAAAACAUGUUCUUUUCCAAAAAUGAAAAUAAGGUUAUGCUUACAGAAACUGAGUUGGAUUUAAGAGUAAACUUUUGAGUGAAAAAUGUUUUUUAUUGAUGGGUUUUUCCCUGAACUGUUUACUGAUCAUCUGGAAUUCCAUGAGCAGUAAUACAAGAAAUACAAUAUAAUACCAAAAAUCUUGAGGGUGUAGCUUUAACCAGUGUCAUAAAAGUGCAGAAUCCACAGUUACCUUUGUACAUGUAAUAGAAAUAGAAAUUUCAUGAGGAGGGUUGAUAUUUUAGAUAAAAUGAAAGAAAGUUGCGUAUUAGAGAGUAUAUUAUUUUGUGUAAGUGUAAAGUGUAUUUGCACAUUUGCUAUUAGCUUUAGGAUG
Lingula anatina is the source of this 1407-nucleotide messenger RNA. RefSeq lists its product as uncharacterized. The record is from RefSeq and is a predicted model, not a curated record. NCBI's taxonomy places the organism in Eukaryota, Metazoa, Brachiopoda, Lingulata, Lingulida, Lingulidae.